GGACAGUACAGGAGCCUGCUAUCCUCUCCAACGCAGUCCUUCGGUCGCCUCAACCGACCAUCUCGACGACUCCGAACUCGAUCAUCAACUGUCCAUUCGUCGCCCGCGCACUCGGCGCUCCCGCUGCCAACAUGGUCUACGACUGGGAGAACAAGGAGGAGAUAUGUUACCGCAUGUACAUCGAGGAGAAGAAAUCGUUGGAGGAGAUCAUGGAGUAUAUGAAAACCGAACACAAGUUCGCUCCCAGCAAACGGGCCUUUCAGACGCAAUUCAAACGAUGGGAUUUCCCCUCGAAGCAGAAUCCCGCGCACAAGAAUGCCGCCCUCGUCCAACGCGUCAAAGAGCUAUGGGACUGUAAUACCUCCCAACGGGAGAUGCUUCGCACGCUGAACGAAGAGGGAUUCGACAUCAAGGAACGCGAGCUCAUGCGAGUACGAGCCAAGAAUCGAUGGCUGUUGCGCGUCCCCAAUGGGAUGAAAUCCAAGAAGAACGAUACAGACCAAGAAGUUAUCAACCAGCUGCAGCAGGCCUUGUACCCCGACGGACAGCUAGCAGAUGCCGAGGGGGAGGACGAGCCCGUGGAGAUGUCGAUGCCUAUGCAACCCACGUCUCGUCCCGUACGAGCUGAAUCUCCCCCACUCAGCCCCGAGGUAUUGCAGAAGAGACAGGAACGGCUGGCCAAGCUUCAGGCCGAAUCCGCAGAGCGCUGGGCUACACGAAAGCGUCGCCGCCGAACUCGUGGCUGGGCCGGUCUGCCCGCUGAUCCUCCUGGACCUCCUCGUUUCCCCUCCGAAACCACUAUCGAUGAGAGCAAGGCUUUCCUGAGUCUCGAUAACCGGCUUUAUCGCGACAUUCGGGCUCGAUUCCAGCGUAUUUGUGAAGAGGCAGACAUCAUCAAGAAGACUAUUGCAGGUCCCGAGCGAUGGGAAGCUGCGAAGGAUAGGCUGAUCCAGGAAAGUCCACAUCUGCAGUCUGUAUUCUGGGGGAAUGAUGACAACCAGGAGGCAAAGAAGCUGGCGCUGGAUGUUGUUUGCAGCGAUGUUACCAAGAGGAUGCGAACACUGGAGCGGCGUAUGACAAUCGCGGAGGCCAAGAAUACCCUUGGCAUCAACCCAGAAGAGUCUCGCCAAUUGCGCAAUGCCUUCUACCAAACCCUCAAAGCGGAUCAUUUCACAAGCAAGCUCGAAGCCGGCGAGGAACAUUGGAAGGAGCUCAAGGCACAAUGGAUCAACGGUUCCCAGUUGCUGCAGAACAUUCUCGCUCCAGGAGAUGCUGAUCCCCGACACCAGGAGAAGGUCAAGGCCAUGGAAGUUCUCUGUAGAGAUGUUAUGAAGCGCCUUCGCGAUGACCAGACGAAGCGCGAUCCGACCAGGAAGAAGAAAUUCGAUUCUAACUACACUGCACCCGAACAAUCGAUGCAAGCUAUGCCACAGCCGAUACCACAGCCGAUGCCACAGGCUAUGCCACAGUUCAACGGCGGAAACGCCAACAAUGCUUUUCAACCUACUCAUCAUAACCUCGUCCAAACCGCAACACGAGCACAGGCUCAAUCUCAAGUGGUGCAGUCUCAGCCUCAGGCCCGUCCCCAGGCUCAAGCACAUCAAGUGCAACAGCCGCCACCGCAUCCACAGCAACACCCACAGGUCAUGAUGGAUCAUGGAAAUAUGCAAAUUGAUCCUUCGCUACUCCUUGCCGCUGCAAAUGACCCAUCACUGAUGAACCGAGGCAUGCAGAACAUGCAGAAUCAGUUCGCCGAGCAGCAAUAUGCUGAUCAGCAGUACGCUGCCCAAGCUGCGCAGGCCGACUUUCCUCCUUCACCAUCAUCGAUCGCCGUCUAUUUCCGGUUACAUCCUGCUUCGGAUGUUCAAUCGAAUUCUCGGCUGUGGGUGAGCACACUCAGCAUGGCUUCAGUGGAUGAAUUACGACAGUUGGCGUCGGUCAAAUUCCCGGGGACGAUCGCUAUCCGCAUCGAAGGUGUCAUCAAGCAACCAAACGGACAUGAGAUGACCCUGCCGAUCGAUUCUGAUGAGGAGUUGGAGGCUUACUUGGCGGCCAUCAGCGGCGUGAAGCCUAUUUUCACCGUUCAGCUGGUGGCUGCAUGGAAGAACGGGUAGUUUUGCGAUUGGAGGUUGCCAGUUUUGGGUUUAUUGUGAGAGUACAUUCUAGCCGGAUUCGUGCCUUGUUAUUGCUACCAUGGAAGAUGGAUUACUUGGCGGUGUUAGAUUGGUGGCGUCCGAGGUGUUGCUGAUGGGAUGCUUCUUUUGCCAGGGAGCGGCUUUGAGCUUCAGUGCUAUUUUUGUUAAUGCGAAGUCGGCGCAUAGCUAGGUAUACUACUUUCACACAAGAUGAAUAAUGGAGAGAAUCAAAGAUUCCGAGG
Amorphotheca resinae ATCC 22711 is the source of this 2377-nucleotide messenger RNA. RefSeq lists its product as hypothetical. The transcript is spliced from 2 exons. The coding region runs from base 132 to 2114 and encodes 660 amino acids. NCBI's taxonomy places the organism in Eukaryota, Fungi, Ascomycota, Leotiomycetes, Helotiales, Amorphothecaceae. The record is from RefSeq and is a predicted model, not a curated record.